This is a messenger RNA of Ochotona curzoniae (black-lipped pika), 3117 nucleotides long. It is a transcript of the gene DSG4, whose product is annotated as desmoglein 4. Gene Ontology annotation, biological process: homophilic cell-cell adhesion. Gene Ontology annotation, molecular function: calcium ion binding. NCBI's taxonomy places the organism in Eukaryota, Metazoa, Chordata, Mammalia, Lagomorpha, Ochotonidae. The annotation marks the transcript as partial. Gene Ontology annotation, cellular component: desmosome; plasma membrane. The record is from RefSeq and is a predicted model, not a curated record. The transcript is spliced from 15 exons.
UUACAGGUGGUCCUGGAAUUAAACAGUGAAUUUAUUGUUGAGGUAAAAGAAUUAGACAUCGAAAAUGGCACCACAACAUGGCAAACCGUCAGAAGACAGAAGCGAGAAUGGAUCAAGUUUGCAGCUGCCUGCCGAGAAGGAGAAGACAACUCCAAGAGGAAUCCAAUUGCCAGAAUUCGAUCUGACUGUGAAGCAAACCAGAAGAUUACAUACCGCAUCUCUGGCGUAGGGAUUGACCGGCCACCAUAUGGGGUGUUCACCAUUAAUCCUCGUACGGGGGAAAUUAACAUUACCUCAGUGGUGGAUAGAGAGAUCACUCCACUUUUCUUGAUCUAUUGCCGGGCUUUAAAUGCACGAGGUGAAGACUUGGAAAGGCCUUUGGAGCUCAGAGUCAAAGUUAUGGAUAUAAAUGACAACCCUCCAGUUUUUACUCAAAAUGUGUACAUGGCCAGCAUUGAAGAAAACAGCGAUGCCAAUUCACUGGUGGUAAAGUUAAGUGCCACAGAUGCAGAUGAAGACAAUCAUCUGAAUUCCAAAAUUGCCUAUAAGAUCAUCUCUCAGGAGCCUGCAGGUGCACCAAUGUUCAUUCUCAACAGAUACACUGGAGAAGUUCGCACAAUGUCCAAUUUUCUGGACAGAGAGCAACACAGUAUGUACAACCUGCUUGUGAGGGGCUCAGAUCGGGACGGAGCUUCGGAUGGACUCUCUUCAGAGUGUGACUGCAGAAUCAAGGUGUUAGACGUCAACGACAAUUUUCCCAUCUUGGAGAAGACUUCAUAUUCCGCAAGCAUUGAAGAGAAUUGUUUAACUUCAGAACUGAUGCGAUUACAAGCAAUUGAUCUUGAUGAAGAAGGCAGUGAUAAUUGGUUGGCAAAGUAUUUAAUUCUCUCUGGAAAUGAUGGAGAAUGGUUUGAAAUUCAAACAGACCCAAAGACAAAUGAAGGCAUUUUGAAAGUCGUCAAGAUGCUGGAUUAUGAACAAGUACCUAAUGUUCAUCUUAGCAUUGGAGUGAAAAACCAAGCUGAUUUUCAUCACUCAGUGGCUUCUCAAUUUCGAAUGCAGUCAACCCCUGUGAGAAUUCAGGUUAUUAAUGUGAGAGAAGGACCCACCUUUCAUCCGAGUUCCAUGACAUUCAGUGUGCGAGAAGGAAAAACAGGAGAUUCCUUACUGAAUUAUGUGCUAGGCACAUAUACAGCCACAGACUUGGACACAGGAAAUCCUGCUACAAACGUCAGGUAUAUCAUAGGGCAUGAUGCAGGCAGCUGGCUAAAAAUUGAUUCAAGGACUGGUGAAAUACAAUUUUCUAGAGAAUUUGAUAAGAAGUCAAAAUAUAUUACCAAUGGGAUAUACACAGCAGAGAUUCUGGCUAUAGAUGAUGGCUCUGGGAAAACAGCUACAGGAACCAUAUGUGUCGAGAUUCCUGAUGCCAAUGAUUACUGCCCAGUGAUUUUGGCUGAAAGAAGAACCCUCUGCACUUCCUCAGCAUCCGUCCUCAUCUACGUCAAUGAUCGUUCUUAUGGGUCUCCCUUUACCUUUUGUGUUGUUGAUGAGCCACCAGGAACUGCUGAGCUCUGGGAUAUCAGAUCAAUAAACAGUACCUCUGCAAUCCUCAUGACUGAGCAGCUUUUAUCUCCGGGGCCUUUCCAAAUCCCAAUCCUUGUGAAGGACAACUACAACAGAGCUUGCGAAUUGCCACAGUAUAUACAGUUCAUUGCCUGUGAUUGUGAUGACAACCUGUGUGUGCUCUCUAGUACCACGGGCAUCUACGGUGAAGAUACCAGCUUAGUAACUAACAACAUGGACAUAUAUGACGAUGAGGAUCGACUGGGGGCUUCCAACGUUGGCAUGGGACCAGCAGGGAUCGGCAUGAUGUCUAUGGGCAUCUUACUACUGCUGUGUUCACCACUCUUGCUGCUUAUGUGUUGCUGCUGCAAACGAAGGCAGCCAGAAGGGCUGGGGACGAGGUUUGCUCCUGUGCCUGAAGGAGGAGAAGGUGUGAUGCAGUCUUGGAGAAUAGAAGGGGCCCAACCCGAGGACAGGGAUGUGGCAAAUAUAUGUGUCCCCGUGACAGCCUCUAACACUCAGGAUCGCAUUGAUUCGUCUGAGAUCUACAACAACACCUAUGCAGGUGGAGGAACGGUAGAAGGAGGUGUAUCAGGAGUGGAACUCAACACAGGUCUUGGGACGGCUGCUGGCCUCGUGGCUGGAGGGGCGGUAGGAGCUGGCCUAGUGGCUGGAGGGACAAUGGGAACCAUGAGAAAGAGGAGCUCCACCAUGGGAACCCUGCGGGAAUACGCAGACACUGGCAUGAACAUGGCUUUCCUGGACAGCUACUUCACAGAGAAAGCAUACGCUUAUGCGGAUGAAGAUGAAGGUCGACCCGCCAAUGACUGCUUGCUUAUAUAUGACCACGAAGGAGUAGGGUCUCCCGUGGGCUCCAUUGGUUGUUGCAGUUGGAUUGUGGAUGACUUAGAUGAAAGCUACAUUGAAACUUUAGAUCCCAAAUUUAGGACCCUGGCUGAAAUCUGCUUAGACACUGAAAUUGAACCAUUUCCUUCCCAUCAGGCCUGCAUACCCAUUAGUACUGAUCUUCCUUUGUUGGGACCAAAUUACUUUGUCAAUGAUUCUUCAGGAAUGACUCUCUCUGAGGCAGAAUUUCAAGCAGAAAUGGCAACAUCUGAACCUCUGAUCCAUGGGGACAUCAUAGUGACUGAGACUUAUACUACUGCUGAUCCAUGUGUACAACCCACAACAAUUGUUUUUGAUCCUCAGCUUGCACCCAAUGUGGUAGUAACUGAAACAGUAAUGGCACCCAUAUAUGAUGUUCAAGGGAAUAUUUGUGUGCCUGCUGAGCUAGCCAACACACACAAUGUGUACUAUGCUGAGAGAGUUCUGUCUAGCCCUGGAGUGGCAGACAUGAGCAAUAGUAGCGUGGCUGAUGGGACCUGCAGUAUGGGACCUGUAGUGAGUGGUAGUAUUUUAGUGGGGCCAGAAAUUCAAGUGACCCAGGUAGUAAGUCCAGACAUUCAUAUAAGCCAAAGCAUUGGUUCCUCAUCACCAAUGACACCCCGACGCAGAGUAACACGAUAUAGUAACAUACAUUAUUCCCAACAAUAA